AUGGCAUAAAUAGAUUUCAGAGUUUUAUAAACAAGUGAAACAAAUUAAAUUUCAAAGAAAGCCUUCUUAAAUGAAAGUUAAUAAUAAGUAGAAAUAAGUUGGAUCAUUAUAAAAGGAUAUCAGCUUUAACAAAAAAAAUAAAAUAACAGCAAGACAUUUAUUAAAGGGAGAGAAAUCGAUCAGAGUUUACAAGAUGAAAUCACUUACUUAAGAGUCAUAUCAUCUUUAAUAAUGAUGUAAAAUUUAUGGUUUGAAUCAUUUUUAUUGAGAUAGUUAAUAAAAUCAAAAUGA
Messenger RNA from Tetrahymena thermophila SB210, 291 nucleotides. RefSeq lists its product as hypothetical. The transcript is spliced from 2 exons. The record is from RefSeq and is a predicted model, not a curated record. Lineage: Eukaryota; Ciliophora; Oligohymenophorea; Hymenostomatida; Tetrahymenidae.